CCUCAAUCGCAUCCUCUCUCAAAGCUCGGUUCCACCACUUCAAUCAUCUCAAAGGUCGGUUCUAAUCAUCAUCAAAGCUCCCACAAAGACCCAUUCCAUUACAUUCAAAAGAUAGCGAGAAUGAAGGGCGGGAGGAAGAGGUCACGACAUGCUUCUACUAGUGAGGAUCCAGCGGAUCGACACGAGCGCUUGCAUGCUUCUACCAGGCGCGGCGACCAUAUUGCAGCCACUCAGGCGGUAGAGGCUUCAGCUCCGUCUCCAUCCCCAUCUGCUACUCCGGUCGAGGCUCCGUUAGCUACCCCGGCUCCAUCUGCUACUCCGGUCGGGGCUCCGUCAGCUACCCCCGCUCCGUCUGCUACUAGGGCUCCGGCUGAGCUGGACCCUGCUCCGUUGUCUCCGAUGGCUGAGUUACCUCGUCAGGAGACAUCUUCUUCUGAGCCUAGUGGCGAUGAGUCUUCUUCUUCUUCUGAGCUUAGUGGUGAGGAGGAGGAGCCUCUUAUUCUGCAGGAGAAGAUUGAUGCUGCUGAUGUUAUGCCAGAUGUGGUGCCAGAGGGCGGUGCAGAGGGCGGUGCGGAUGACGACCUCAUCCAGAGGGUGGCACCGUUUCCCGGGGGGCCUGAGGAUCUGUCGCUUCUUGCGCAUUAUCCUGACCACAAGGCUCCUUGGACGUGGCAGGCACUUCUUCGCACAGACCCGCGGUACGUGGACCGUCGGACAUUGAGGGUGGCCACUGUUGGGGGGAAGGUAUGGAACCUCCCCUGUGAUGGCGAUUCAGAGGCCCACACACAUGUGCGACAGCUGCUGCAGCAGACGGGUUUGUAUCACCUGCCUUGGUGCGGGUUACCGGAGACAGACCCAGCUGUCGUACUGGCCCUUGUUGAGAGAUGGCAUGAGGAGACGAGUAGCUUCCACAUGCCGUUCGGGGAGAUGACUAUCACCCUGGACGAUGUGUCUGCUCUUCUCCAUCUUCCCACAGGGUCGAGGUUCUACACUCCGGGCAGAGGGGAGCGAGACGAGGUUGCAGCGCUCUGCGCCCAGCUCCUGGGAGGAUCUGUUGCUGCUUAUCUGGCUGAGUUUGAGGCGGCGGGUGGCCAGAACAUUCGGUUCAUUACUCUGAAGACCAUGUACACGUCUGCUAUGGAUGGGGGACGCUAUGAGGAUGCUGCUAGGAUCUGGCUGGUGAACCAGCUUGGUGCCACCCUCUUUGCCAGCAAGAGUGGUGGUUACCACACUACUGUCUACUGAAUCGGGAUGC
This is a messenger RNA of Lotus japonicus, 1255 nucleotides long. RefSeq lists its product as uncharacterized. The record is from RefSeq and is a predicted model, not a curated record. The transcript has 3 exons. Bases 121 to 1245 code for a protein of 374 amino acids. Lineage: Eukaryota; Viridiplantae; Streptophyta; Magnoliopsida; Fabales; Fabaceae.